AUGAAGCAGGCUGGUUCUGGGGAAGGUAGUUCAGAUCAGCAGCUAGGAAGUAUUGGGAGGACGGAUCAGGUUCAAUCUAAGAAGAUUGUGGCACCUGUUAUUAAAACAGAGGGGGAAGUGAAAUUGAAUAAGAUUCAAGCUCCUUACAACAAGCUGAAACCCACUCAUAAGCAGAGUAGGAUGGAUUUUAAACAGCCUUUACUAUUUGCAGCUAGAAUGAGAUCGGUUAACAGGGGAGCCUGUAAGAAACAAACGGGAAACUACCUGCGUAGCCUCAUUAGAAAUAAUGAGGUUGUUUUUGUUGGACUGGUGGAAACUAUGGUGGAAGAUGUCAACAGGAGUAAUGUUGAUAGGCUAAUUGGUAAUGAGUGGGAUUUUGUUCAUUUUCCAGCUGUGAGACUCUCAGGAGGUCUGCUGGCUUUAUGGAGAAGUGAUGUAACUCGGUUUGAGUUGAUUACUGUUAUGGACCAAGUUUUGAUUGGGAUCUUGGUUUUUCCUAACGAUCAGAAAUGGAUAGUGGCUGUUGUUUAUGCUUGCAAAGACUACCAUGGUAGGCGCACUCUGUGGGAUACCAUUGGAGCCAGUAUUAAUGCUGAAUUCUCGGUGAUCGUGGAGGGAGAUUUUAACUGUUGCCUUGACCAAUGUGAGAAGAAAGGAGGGAAGAGAUUUAAAUAUUCAAUUUGCGCGCAAGAGAUGGCAGGGUUCCUGGUUGAUAACGACUUGCAUGAUUUAGGCUAUUUGGGGCCAAAAUUCACAUGGUCUAAUAACAAGAUUGGCAACAACAAGAUUUUGGUAAGGUUGGACAGGGUGCUUAUGAACACUGAAGGUUUGCGGCUGGCUCCUUUGGGCACAGUGAGGCAUCUUCUGUGUAUAGCAUCGGACCACAGUCCUUUGUUAUUGAAUUUGUCUCCUGGCAACCCAAGGCCCAGAAGCAAAUGGAUUCGCUUUGAAGAUAUCUGGAUGACUUACCCAGCUACGUGGAAAUUGGAGUGGAAAAACUGGAGGAAGGAAGACUACGAGCUGCCAGCUGAUGUGUUGAAUCAAAAAUGUCAAAGAACACUCAGGGCUUUAUUCUUCUGGAGCCGUAAUCGUCUUAAGGAGCUUGGGGGGCUGAAGGAUUUGCUUGAAGGCCGCAUUCAGGAACUCCAAAUGCUGGAGAGUUCUAAUGUGGGUCUUAGUGAAGCUCAGGAUCUGGAAUUGCAUAAGUUGGCUGUGGAGUUGAAUUCAACUCUGGCUCAAAUGGUGACCUGUUGGAGGCAGAGAGCAAAGACCAAAUGGUUGGAGGAAGGGGACGCUAAUUCACACUUCUUUCAUUCUUUUGCUACGGCUAGAAGACGUGGUAACAGAAUUGUCGAAGUCCAGAAUUCAAGUGGGGAGAAGAUCACGGAGCAGGAACUUAUUCAGCAGGAAUUCUUGGAGUUUUUCAGAUUAAAGUGGAGGGAAAGACAGAUUCGGAUGGACAAUUGGCCCAGUUUCUAG
Messenger RNA from Dendrobium catenatum, 1479 nucleotides. RefSeq lists its product as uncharacterized. The record is from RefSeq and is a predicted model, not a curated record. The coding region runs from base 1 to 1479 and encodes 492 amino acids. The transcript is spliced from 3 exons. Lineage: Eukaryota; Viridiplantae; Streptophyta; Magnoliopsida; Asparagales; Orchidaceae.